UGACGUCAAUUAACCAAACACUGAGGGCAACGAUCUCUAAUCGAAUAACGAUUAAUAAUCUUUCAAAGCGUUUUGUAACUAAGUUUGGCAAUCUUUAUCAAAAUCUUUUCUUUUCGUUUUUUUGUUUUGUUUUGUGUUUAUCUUUCGCUCUUGCUUGCAUGUAUGUCCGAGCAUUGGCAUUUUGCAUCACAGCAGGAAGCUACAGUCUGACUGGAUUUGGAUUAUGGAACACCCUAGUUCCUUCCUCCUGAUGUUGUAGCCAGUUAAUUUUUUUAUUUUUUAGAUUCACAAUAUGCUGGCUCGCUGCUUUUCAAAGUUGUAAUUUUAUUACCAAGACUCGACUGCCGCUGAAAUGCUCCGCUGCCAUCUCGGGACAGUCGUCUCCAAGGGUAUUUAAACAAUGGUCUGUUUCGGGUCGACGCACGCUCGCCAUUCCGGAGCGUUUUGGAUCCUGGUGACAGUGGGGCUGCUGUGUUCAGGCGUGGUUGUGUCAGAGUCCGCUCCCCAGUCUGCAGACUGUAAGUCUCACGAGUAUGAGCAUGAGGGAUACUGCUGCAACAGGUGCCUCCCUGGAUACAAGAUGUCCAGCCCCUGUCCCGGUCCCAAUAUGACCACGACCUGCAUGCCAUGCGCUGAAAAAACCUUCCUCGCUAUCAGCAACUACAACAGAAACUGCUUCCGCUGCAGGAAGUGCGACAAACUGCUGAAUCAGGUGGAGGUGGCUCCCUGCAAGGGUGACAUGGACCGUGUGUGCGGCUGCCCUGACUGGCAUUACAAAGUGCGACAGAGGGAUUCAUUUAAUUGUGUGAGGUGCCAGACCUGUAGCAGAGGAUCGGUCAUCGCAAAGCCAUGUUUAGAAUACAGUAACACUGUUUGUAAGUGUUCAGAAACCUACUUCAGAGAUGGAAAGGGAGACUGUCACCCGUGUUCAGAGUGUGACGGGGGGUUUAACUGCACUGUGCAUUGUCCCAAACCAAACCAGCCUGACCACAAACCCUGGAUGAUCAUCGCUGUUGUGAUGAGCUGCCUGUUAGCUGGUUGCUUUGUUUAUGAAGCUGCAAAAAACAGCAAGAAAAUCUUACAACGGUGUAAAAAACCAUAUGCCAGUGUAAAUAUGGAGCAGAACAUAUUCUCAACUUCUGAGUUAGUUCCCAGCGUGCAACAAACUGAUCUACCCUCCCCUGUGCAUGAACGAACCUGCCUCUCCAUGCCAGACAGUGCGCCAGCACAGCUGCCAGAUUGUGUCCCACAGAUAACAAACAGCCCGGAGUUCCUGUACGCGGUGGUCAGUGCCGUGCCGGUGAACCGCUGGAAGGAGUUUGUGCGCAGACUCGGCCUCAGCGACCGGGAGAUGGAGUGCGUGGAGCGAGACCAGCGCUGCUUCCAGGAGGCCCAGUACGAGAUGAUGAAGCUGUGGAGGAAUAAGAAGAGGGCCCCUCAGCAGAGUGUGAUCAUGGGGGUGCUGAGGGGCAUGGGGCUGGAGGGCUGUGCUGAGGAGCUUAGUGCUGAACUCAAGUGGCAGGCUUAGAGCCAGAGCAAGACACAGAGCACAUGCACCACAGAGAGACCACCGCUAAGCUUCAUCACACUUUACAGGGUUGUAGCUGACCAAAUAAUUCCAGACAUUUUUACUUUUUCUUUAAAUUUGCUAGCUGGUACUACACCAGGUUAAAGAAAUAUCUGUUUGCAACCCAUGCUUCCAGACAUUCACUAAACUAAACUAAACUAGCAGCUGCUUCCCCUGUUGAUUGACAUGCUUUCCACCAGUAACCUGCUUUGAGCCCGAAGACACUGCUGAGGUGAAGUGACCCAGUAAGUGCUGCUCCAACAGAUUUCCUGAGAGUAAGGCAUGGAAACUGAGACAUUUCUUUAACCUAAACUAGUAGCAGAUAUCAUAGCAUGGGAGAAUGUUGUGCUAUAAAACAAAUACACCCUGAUUCACAGUAGCAGUAAGAAUACCUUUGCUUUGAUCACAUUGUUAUUAUUAUUGUUAUUAUCUUUUCUCA
Messenger RNA from Polyodon spathula (Mississippi paddlefish), 2006 nucleotides. Its product is annotated as tumor necrosis factor receptor superfamily member 1A-like. Gene Ontology annotation, molecular function: tumor necrosis factor receptor activity; tumor necrosis factor binding. The record is from RefSeq and is a predicted model, not a curated record. Gene Ontology annotation, cellular component: signaling receptor complex; mitochondrion; membrane raft. Bases 401 to 1528 code for a protein of 375 amino acids. NCBI's taxonomy places the organism in Eukaryota, Metazoa, Chordata, Actinopteri, Acipenseriformes, Polyodontidae. The transcript is spliced from 10 exons. Gene Ontology annotation, biological process: signal transduction; inflammatory response.